Messenger RNA from Columba livia (rock pigeon), 1659 nucleotides. It is a transcript of the gene CENPP, whose product is annotated as centromere protein P. Gene Ontology annotation, biological process: CENP-A containing chromatin assembly. Gene Ontology annotation, cellular component: nucleus; chromosome, centromeric region. The transcript has 9 exons. Lineage: Eukaryota; Metazoa; Chordata; Aves; Columbiformes; Columbidae. The record is from RefSeq and is a predicted model, not a curated record. Bases 562 to 1425 code for a protein of 287 amino acids.
UAGAAGCGCUAGAAAGGCGGUUCUCAUUUUUUGCCAGAGGGAAAUGAAGGCACAGCCAGCGCCCUCUGCUCGGGGAGCAGUGUGGUAGCGCCCAGGUCCGCAGCGGGCUGGUUGGGCGCGCAGUUCGAAGGCUCGGGGCGCGAGCGCGGCUGCCGCUCCUCCUCUGGGCGCGGAGCGCGCGCGGCGUCUCUCCCCUCAGCGCGCGGCUCCGGUCCCUCAGCGCCGGGCUCGGGGUGUCGGGGUUGUGGGGACCCCUCCGCUUGCUGGGGCUCUGGGGUCGGAGGGGGCUGCAGUUGCUUUCCUUGGGCGUGCGUCGAGACGCCCGGGCAAUCACCGGCACCUGUGAGUCUCAGCCCGUGCUUUGGGACGAGCUGGGAAGCAGCGGCUCGUCUGAGGCGUUUCCAGCCGUCACCUGUGAGGUCUGGAGGGUGCAAGGAAAGCAGCGGCACGCAGAACCCCACCAGCUCGUUUCUCACAAACUCUUGAAUGAUUUUCACAGCUCUUGUGGCAGUUUGAAAGCAAGUGUAUAGGCGUGUAUACUGGCAGUAACAAUUCUGAGAAAUGGACAGCAGCCUUUGCCAAGCUUACAAAGAUGAAAUCCAGUCAUUGGAAGAAGAAAUUAGGCUAUUGACUGAAAAGUAUGAAGCUAACCAACAAGAAUCCGUCUCUUUUUCUGAAGAGGAGAUAUUAAUGUCAAUUAAUUCAUUCCAGAAAGAAUUUCAGAGACAAUCUGGAGGACAUGGAUUUCCAUCAGACCUGAAAGCUGAGCUGGAAAGUCUAGAAACAGAUCUCUCAUUUUUAAUGAAAUUUACUGGUAUUCAGUUCACAAGUCAUUGCAAGAAAACAGUGGAAAAAACUAGAAACAGAACAGUGCAGAAGCACAGAUUAUUGGGGAAUUGCCACUCCCUGUCUUUUGAAUUGGAAUUCCAGCUUCUUGAAAUGCAGACCAAAGAGAGCGUGUCUACUGUUAUUACUGAUCUCAGCAUUACAAUGGAAUCUGGAGGAGAUUCAGAUGUGAGCAAGUUUGUGUCAAGGACUGAAAAACAUGGAAGUCUUUUAACAUUUUUCAGAAGCCUUUCAUCUUAUGCUGAGUGGUAUGAACAUCGUAGAUGCACCUUCCUGCAUUUCAAGGCCAAAUAUCCAGACAUUGUGGCCCUUCCGGAUGGACUGUGGGGAGAUUAUAUAAUCCUGAGGAACCCCAAAGUGUCCGGGUUUGAAUUAAUGAUUGUUUGGAAGAUACAUCUGGAUGAAGAAGGGAGAACUACACCUGUUCUGGACCUGCUGACCAAAGUACCAGAGCAAGUUUUGGAGCAGAACAGGGCGACCGUUGAAAACGCACCCGCCCACUUCCGCAGCCUGCUGCUGCUGCUCGGGGCCGAGACAGCCAUCGAGAACCUCAUCAAAGCGCUCGACUUGGAAAAGUGAAUGCCAGCAUUACUUACAACAGGUAGCAAUUUCAAAAGUAGUUUUAAUUAAGAUAUUGUGUUACACAGUCUAUAAUUUUAUUGAAUAUAAACAUUAAGUUAUUUUCCAUUUAGAAACCAUACUCAUAAAACAUGCUAUCUGUACAAUUAUGGCACGUUAUAUAUAAAUUGUCAUGACAUGAAAAUAAAUACAGCCAUUUAAAUACAAAAAUGCCAAAUAAAAUAGUUACAUGUA